AUGUCGAAUAGCAAGUCCCUUUUGUUAGUUGUGGCCUCUCUUGCAGCUUCAGCUAUGCUGAUAAGAAGUAUUACCAAUGAGUUCAUUCCUCAUGAAGUCGUAGAGUUUUUUCACUCAGGACUUCACAAUCUAUCUCGCAAGAUCGCCACCCAACUCACUGUUGUCAUUGAAGAAUUUCAAGGCAUGUCCAAAAACCAAGUGUUUGAGGCUGCAGAGGCCUAUCUUACCACCAAAGCCACUCUCUCAGCUCAAAGAGUUAAGGCAGGCAAAUCCGAGAAUGAUAAAAAUCUAUCGUUCCGUGUAGACAGAGACACUAGUGCAAAAAGGGGCUUUUACGUCAGGUACUAUGAGCUAAGUUUUCCAAAGAAACACAAGGAGAAGAUAUUCAGUUCAUAUUUGCCACAGGUGUUGGAGAGAGCCAAAGCCAUCAAACAAGAAAAUGAGGCAAUGAAGCUUCACACGGUUGAUUAUAGAGGUUACUGGAGAGAGCCUGGUAUCAAACUUGAUCACCCCAUGACUUUCAAGACUCUUGCAAUUGAUGCAGAACUUAAGAGGGAAAUAAUGAAUGGUUUGGACAAGUUUGUAAAAGGGAAAGAGUUCUAUAAAAGAACUGGGAAAGCUUGGAAACGUGGCUACCUCUUGUAUGGCCCUCCUGGCACUCGCAAGUCAAGCCUUAUUGCUUCCAUGUCCUAUUAUCUGAACUAUGAUAUCUAUGACUUGGAUCUCACCACUGCCCAAGACAACAACGAAUUAAAAAACUUGAUCCUAGCCAUGUCCAACCGUUCCAUGCUUGUGAUAGAGGACAUUGAUUGCGCUAUAAAGCUGCAAAACCGAGAAGAAGAUGGAGAAGCAGUUAAUAACGGAGAUAAUAAGGUAACACUUUCAGGACUGUUGAAUGUUAUAGAUGGUCUAUGGUCAUGCUGUGGAGAGAAACGCAUUGUUAUUUUCACAAGCAAUCACAAAGAGAGGCUGGAUCCUGCUCUGCUAAGACCUGGCCGAAUGGAAAUGCAUAUUCAUCUGUCAUAUUGUAACUUUUCUGCCUUUGAGCAAUUGGCCUUCAACUACCUUGGGAUUUCUCACCACAAACUCUUUGACCAGAUUGAAGGGCUUCUGAGAGAAGUACAAGUGACUCCAGCUGAAAUGGCAGGAGAGCUAAUAAAGAUCUCUGAGGUUAGAGAAGGUCUACAAGACAUUGUCAAAUUCCUCCACAACAAGAAAAUGUUGCACGGAAUGACUAUAUAA
This is a messenger RNA of Sphenostylis stenocarpa, 1242 nucleotides long. NCBI's taxonomy places the organism in Eukaryota, Viridiplantae, Streptophyta, Magnoliopsida, Fabales, Fabaceae. The record is from the annotation of a GenBank genome assembly.